CCUGCGAAACAAACAUAGUAUAAGAAUGAGUCCUCAAUCUCUCCCAACUGAGUUAUUCAAACGUUCCCUUUACCAUCCCUCAUCCGAGAAGUGAAUCCUCUCAGCAUGGUAGGCCACAAUGACCCCAAGACUGGAUGGUGGAUGGGAGAGCCUGGAAACUCCGUCCGCCCCACCCCAAUCCGCAUAGUCACCUAUUCCCUAUCCCCAAACCGACAGAGACCCUUUGCUGGGGCGUUCCACGCUGCCAUAUAUAAUACGUUCCGAAGAUGCAGACACCAGGUGCUAUAUGUUGUGCCGCCCUUUCUGAUUGCCUAUGCGGCGAUGAAUUGGGCGAAUGAGAGGAAUGAGUAUCUGAAUUCGAAACAGGGGAGGUUGGAGAGGGCUGACUCGGUUGAGUGAAGGUUGGGUUUGUUGUUUGUUUUUAACGGAUAUUGGUUGUUUAUUACUUGUUGUGCAUCGUGUAGAUCAUGGGGGAGUCUAGAUCGAUUUUCUUAG
This is a messenger RNA of Aspergillus caelatus, 495 nucleotides long. RefSeq names its product cytochrome b-c1 complex subunit 8. Gene Ontology annotation, biological process: mitochondrial electron transport, ubiquinol to cytochrome c. Bases 106 to 399 code for a protein of 97 amino acids. The record is from RefSeq and is a predicted model, not a curated record. Lineage: Eukaryota; Fungi; Ascomycota; Eurotiomycetes; Eurotiales; Aspergillaceae. The transcript is spliced from 4 exons.